Prunus dulcis (almond) is the source of this 2013-nucleotide messenger RNA. Its product is annotated as D-cysteine desulfhydrase 2, mitochondrial. Bases 542 to 1864 code for a protein of 440 amino acids. Gene Ontology annotation, molecular function: D-cysteine desulfhydrase activity. Lineage: Eukaryota; Viridiplantae; Streptophyta; Magnoliopsida; Rosales; Rosaceae. The transcript has 7 exons. The record is from RefSeq and is a predicted model, not a curated record.
ACUCCAUUUAACCCUUUUAAAAUCUUAAUGGAAUACACCCCCCAAAGUUAGACGAUUGCACCACACAGAACUCCCAAAUAGGAAGAGAGCACGCUCCCACCCAAUUACCGGGAAGAAAGAAGUUGAAGAAAAAAAAAGACAAUAGUGGGAAGAGAGCACGAACAGGAAGAAAAAAAGGGAAAGAAGAAGUACGCUCGCUGGAGAAGUAUGCUCGCAGGAGAGAGAGAAGACGCACUGUAACCCCUAGUGUUUAAAUGGGUUUUGGAAAUAAAAAAUAAAUAAAAUAUGACUUGUCAUGUUUUAAGCGGUCAGAUCGUUUGAGUGGCUUGGGCUAUUAGGGCUAUUGGGUAAGUUCAGAAGCGGACAUCGUCGUGCCCAGUAUAGUUGGAUUUGGUUCUGGCUGGGACUUCUUCAAGGAAUAAGUGAUGCAAUGUUAUUGCUUACCUUCAACAAAUGGAAGCUCUGGAGUUCCCCAGCGCUGCAUUGUAGUUAUUGUUUGGGAUUCUUAUAGAUUUAUUUGUCCAGUCCAGUCCUAAGGAGUAUGAAAGUUGAAGGCUUUCCCAGUAAAAGCACCAUUUCAGCAAUCAAACGCGGCUUUCAGAGUCAGUGUGUUUCGAAUGUCAAAUUGGAUGGUGAAGAUUUUGUGUCAAAAUUGCUUGAUAGAAGAUGGACAUUGCCCCACCCAGAUGCCAAAAUUCACCAAGUAAUGCUCUCCACUAGCAAAGUAUCACAACCAGGCAGAGCCUUAUCUGAUGUUUCCUUCUUCAACAAAAUUAACCCAUCUUUUAGUCAUGGUUUGAUGGACAAGGACGAUCGAGAACCUUCUUUCUUUAUUGUGAGGGAUGACCUUUUGCAUCCGUUGAUAAAUGGUAAUAAAGCUAGAAAAUUGGAUGGAUUGAUUCCCCUUGUCGAAGAUCACUCAGUGACCCAUGUGGUCACAUGUGGAGGUUGUCAAAGUGCACAUGCGGCAGCUGUUGCUGUUUCAUGUUCAGAGAGAGGACUAAAAUCACAUUUACUUCUACGAGGAGAGCAGCCUGAAAUACUAACAGGCUAUAACUUGAUGUCAACAAUAUAUGGAAAUGUCACAUAUGUUCCAAGAUCUCUUUAUGCCAAUAGGGAAAAGAUGUUAAAGAGCCAUGCUGAUUAUUUGGCAGGCAGCAGUGGUAAUGUCAUAUGGUUUGAUGAUAUUUUGGAGGCUUCUUUGAGUGAAAAUGAUGGUGCUAUGAGCUUUUUGCAAAAGGAUGCUUAUAGAAGUGACCAUCCUCGGAAAAUCGUAAUUGUUAACGAAGGUGCAGGAGAUGUUGUAGCAUUACUAGGCCUGAUUCGCCUAGUGCAGUACUUAUCCCAGAAUCACAUACUUGGGAAAGAAAGGCCCUUGAAGCUUGUUGUAGAUGCUGGAACUGGGACAACAGCUGUUGGUUUAGGACUUGGAGCCAUAUGUUUGGGGCUCCCAUGGGAGGUAACUGCAGUGAUGCUGGCUGAUACAAUUGAUGGGUAUAGAAGUCAAGAGAGGCGUUUGAUUUCCGAUUUCAAGAGGCAUUUUGGUCUUCAAAUUGACCACUGCUUUGAUGAAAUAGAUAGAGGACUUGUGCACUGGUUAGAACGUUGCCAUCCAAGAAAGUUUGGCAAUGUUUUAGAAGGGGAGGUAGAGGCAUGUCAACACAUUGCACAACAAACUGGUAUAUUAGUGGAUCCAGUGUAUACACUUGCUGCGUGGGAGAUGUCAGCGGUCCUUCGUGAACAGGAAGCAGAAGGAGGUGCAACAGUGGUGAUGCUUCACACUGGAGGCACUCUAGGCAUGUUUGGAUUAGCACAGAGAUACAAAUCUUACUUCUCUAAGCUCAAAACUGGGCUUUCCAACUAAACAGGUAGCUGAGUUCACUGGAUUCAUUUGAACAGUUCAAAUUCAUACAUUUGUAUCUCCAUUCAACUUUCAAUUGAUUUUGAGAAAUUAUAGUGAAAUAUUCUUUAAGGUCACAUGUCAAGGUGUUUUGAGCAGUGACUCAGUGUUAA